CAGAGGGAAGAAAAAAACAGAAAAAAAGAUGGAGACUUUGGCCGUAGCGUUAGGUGGAGCUUGCCCUCGUGUUUCUUCCUCUCAAUCCCAUCCAUCGUCAUCUUCUUCUUCUUCCUUCUGCUCGCUAACCGCUAGAAAUGCCGGCAGUUUAUCUUAUGGGCCGUCGAAAACCACUCUCCACCGCCACUUAGCAGCAUUUCAGCCACCAUCCCAUCUGUUCUCAUGCAUCAAAUCAUCCCCUCAUUCUCCGAGGAACUCCCGGAAAGCCCACAUCUUUCUGCCUCACUUAGUUGCUUCACUGGAAGUGGAGCAGAGUUACAUUAUGAUAAAGCCAGAUGGUGUUCAACGUGGACUUGUUGGGGAGAUAAUUUCGAGGUUUGAGAAAAAGGGGUUUAAGCUGACAGGAUUGAAGCUGUUUCAAUGCCCCCAAGAGCUGGCUGAGGAACAUUAUAAGGAUCUGCAGUCUAAGCCAUUCUUCCCGAAGUUAAUUCAAUACAUUACUUCGGGUCCUGUCGUGUGUAUGGCAUGGGAAGGUGUUGGUGUGGUCGCAUCCGCUCGUAAACUAAUAGGAGCGACAAAUCCUCUUCAAGCUGAACCGGGCACCAUCAGAGGAGAUCUUGCUGUCCAAACUGGAAGGAAUGUUAUUCAUGGUAGUGAUAGUCCUGAGAACGGCAAGCGCGAAAUAGGUAACCUCUGCUGCAUACUUUGACUUUAUGGAUCUAUUCGUGUAUAGUGCUUGGAGAUCAAAUUUAUUCUGUCUCAAGCUUUCUGUGUUCAUUGACACACUUACAUUCACACUGUAUCACUUAUUGACUUAUGAUCAAAGGAGAAUUUGUAUUUAAAAUAAAGCUGAUCUAAAUUAGUAUGUUAUCAGUAGUUUCAGAUUGCAACCAGUGCCAUUCUGUCGCCAAGCUUUCUGUGUUCAUUGACACACUUACAUUUUCACUGUAUCAUUUAUUGACUUAUGGUCAAAGGAGAAUUUGCAUUCAUAAUAAAGCUGAUCUAAAUUAGCAUGCAUAUCAGUAGUUUUAGACAGUGUCAUUCUGUCGCCACACCCAUUUUAACUAAUAAUGAAAAGGAAUGAGAAAGAAAUCUAUCCUUUGGAAUGAAUAUAUGUGAGGAGAAACAACACACUCUAUACAGCAUUGUAUACUUGGCUCCUACGGGUUUGCUUGUGGUUGUACUUCCUCUUUGAAAGUUCAUUUAGCUUAAAUAACAUAUUAAAUUUGUUGUGUGACAACUAUUUUGGUAAAAGAACCUUAGUAUAGACUCGAUUUUCGAGCACACAUUAUCUAGAGAUAUACUUCAUUGAGAACCUUGUGAUCCCUCAAUGCUGAUGACUAAAUUAGUAAAUCCUAUAUUUGAUUCGAAAGAAUGAGGUUGAUUCUACCAUUAAGUUCUCAUGAAUCAUUCCUAGACAAGUAGAAUUUGUGAUAAACGGUUUAAGAGUGAUUGGGAUUCGUUUCCUUUGAAGUUUGAUCUGACUUUCUAACUCUCCUGUUCUACGGCUGGUUGCCUUGCUGCUACUUUAAAAGAUUCGCUGAACAUAAAAUAGAUGAUUUAUGGUUUGUAUUUUUUGAGGUUUUAAAACCAAGUACCUAUCUGUUCCUAAAGUCUUCGACUAACAUCAAGGGCCACCAAUUUUUAGUUUUUUUUUAAUGAAAGUCUUUGUAGCCUAUUGACAUAUGAAUUUCUUCACAUUGCAGAUCUCUGGUUUAAAGAAGGUGAGCUAUGUGAUUGGACCCCAGUCCAAGAGCCAUGGCUAAAGGAAUAAAUUUUCCGCCGCCUCAAGCCGUAUAAAUUCUAAGUGUUAGAGAGUUUGUCCCCGGCUACUGAUAGAAGACACUCAUCCAAUUUUCUACUACUACUAAUGUAGUGUGAUACCACAUAACUUGUCAUUUUAAUCCGGUACAUGGUUUCCAUCUGUAUGUGUUGAACAGGGAGAAACAAAAGGAUUGCAAGUUUUGCUUUUGGUAAUCUCUGCACCUUUGUGAGCUUUUUUCUCU
Molecule: messenger RNA, 2006 nt
Organism: Oldenlandia corymbosa var. corymbosa
Lineage: Eukaryota; Viridiplantae; Streptophyta; Magnoliopsida; Gentianales; Rubiaceae
Source: the annotation of a GenBank genome assembly